Molecule: messenger RNA, 177 nt
Organism: Kazachstania africana CBS 2517
Lineage: Eukaryota; Fungi; Ascomycota; Saccharomycetes; Saccharomycetales; Saccharomycetaceae
Gene: NCE101
Product: Nce101p
Exons: 1
Coding region: 1-177 (58 amino acids)
Biological process (GO): protein secretion
Source: RefSeq, a predicted model, not a curated record
AUGCUCAAUCAUUCAAAGUAUCUUUUUAACAUAUAUUUAGAUUUAUCACUGUCAAUAAUAUUAGGCACAUCAGGAUAUUACUUAUACGAAAAAAGAUUAAAUUUACCUCGAAGACACACACUCAUCAGCCUUCUUAGGAAUAAAGAAUGGUACAACCGAAAAGACCAAAACUGUUAG